This is a messenger RNA of Closterium sp. NIES-67, 2830 nucleotides long. The record is from the annotation of a GenBank genome assembly. Lineage: Eukaryota; Viridiplantae; Streptophyta; Zygnematophyceae; Desmidiales; Closteriaceae.
AUCACCGAACUUAAUCUCUUCGCUUUGACCGUUUUGCCACUUGUCGUUUUGCACGCAUCCUCUCGUCGCUCUAGCUGCCUGUAGCACUCCCAAGCCGCCCCCUCCUGUAUCAGGUUCAGACUACGGUACAUCCCCCAUCACGGGUGCAAAACUUUUGAAGCCAAGGUACCCCUUGGGUGUGCUACAGGAGCCUAUUCUUUCACGUCCGCCGCUCAUGCAUGCAUAUGCCUUUCGGAGGACCAGAGCCAGGUUCCCCUCUGACUUGGAAGGGCAGCCCGGAGGACCAGACCAGAGCCAUGGCAGCACGAGCACGAGAAGGGGAGUGCCGCCUGUUGCGCCCUUGCUCCUCAGAGUCCGGGGAUGGCUUCUCACCAAGGGCCUAGCAAGGGUGGCAGCGAUGGACCAGAGCCGUGGCAGCUGGAGCAGAGGACAGCACGGACGGAUGACCCUCUGGUGCACGGAUGGACCUUUGGUGCUCUACUCCUUGUGGCAGCACGAGCUGAGCAGCGCGAGGAAAGGCAGAGGCACGAGGAGGGGGGAACCACCUGCUGAACCGUCGUGCCCCACUCCGCCUGUCAAGCCCCUUCAAGAAACUAAGAAGCCACUCACCCCACCGGCUGCAAGAAGCUAAGUACCUCGCCCUGCCGCCACUCACCCUGCUCUUGCAAUUUCCCCGUUUUCAGCAUGCAUGUGGUACCGUCCGUCUCGUUGCAUCUCUCGCCACUCGACUCGAGCUGCCUGUAGCACACGCAAAGCCCCCCCUGGAUCAGGUUCAGACUAAGGUAUCCCCCCACCCACUGCUGGUGCAAAACUUUUUUAGACAAGGUACCCCGUUCGGUGUGCUACAGCAGCCUUCGCUUCGUUCCCGCCUCUCAUCCGUGCAUGUCUCUCUUUCGCACCUCCCUUGCUCGCUCAUCUGCAUCCAAACUCGCUUAUUCUCUCCCCCCCCCCCCCUCUCCCUCCUUUACCUCUCCUCUUCCGCUCCCGCUCCCCGCCCGCCUCUGGUGCAGAGGACUGACUGCCUUGGCCUGCGGUGAGGAGCACCCCGUGUGCUCCUCUGCGCCAAUCCGCUCCGUCUAUCUCCAAUGAAAAGAUAAGUCACCUACCCUACUCCUUCGCCUCUGACCGUUUUGCACCUUGCCGUUUCGCCUGCAUGUGCCUGGUGCAUUCAUCGUCGCCCUUGCUGCCUAUAGCACACCCAAGCCCCCCCCCCCUGUAUCGGGUUCAGACUAAAGGUACAGGUAUCCCCCCAUUACGGGUGCAAAACUUUCAAAGCCAAGGUAUCCCCCUUGGGUGUGCUACAGCAGCUUUGCUCGUGCAUGCUUGCCUGCCUUGACUGCAGUUCCGCCCUCUCUGCAUCUGCAUCCGCUGCUACCAACCACUCACUCCCACCCCGGUACACCCACCCCUCCCUCCUCCUUCCCACUCCCCGCAGCAGGUACCAGGACUCGCCUCACGGACUGUCCCUUCGGGUCUGCUGCUGCUGCUGGAGCUGGGGCUGCCGCUGGUGCCGCUGGUGCUGCUGUGACUGCCAAGGCGGAGGUCUGGGCGAGCUGGCUGUUUGCCAAGGUCCCCCUCCCCGGUCCUCCCAGCUGGUACCGAGACUCGCCUCACUGGCCCUCCCUCCUUCCGGAUUGCUGCUGCUGGGCUGCUGCUGCUGGGGCUGGUGCUGUCAAGGCGGAGUGUGGGGCUGGCUGGCUGUUGCCAAGGUCCCCCUUCCCGCUCCUCCUAGCUGGUUCCAGUACCCGCCUCACUGGCUCUUCCUUCCAGACUGCUGCUGCUGGUCUGCCGCUGGGCCGCAACGCUGCUGGGGCUGCCGCUGCUGCUGGUGGUUUCAAGGCGGAGCCUGGGGCUGGCUGACGAUUGCCGAGGUGAUGGAAGCGAGCCUCGGUUGGUGGUGGUGGUAAGUGACAAUGGAGUGGUGGCGGGGAGUGGUGCGGAGUGGUGGAAAGUGGUGGUGGUGGUGAGCAGUGGGGUUGGGGGUUGAUCUCAAGCUUGGGCCCAAUACCCGCACGUUUAAGGCUUAAUGGACGAGCACCAGACCCUGCGGCCGGGGUGUUCUGGUGUGAGUGUCCCCUCUAGCCACGUCGGUGAGGGGCUCAGGUCUUGGGGUUGGCCCUCAGCCCCACUGCUGGUGGUGGUGGAGAGUGGUGGAGAGUGGUGGUGGCAAAGCAAGGAAGAGGGUUGAAACCCUCAGAGUAAGGCUGUUGAGGGGCAGGGGGGGGAAGGGGGUUGGAACCCCCAGGUUGAUGCAAGCAAAGGGCAGGGGAACCCCCCUCCGCUGCCUUUUUCUUGCUUGAACCUGGGGGUUUCAACCCCCUCUCCUGCCUCUCAACCGCCUUAUUUUGAGGGCUUCAAUCCGUUUCCAUGCCUUGCUCUCACCCUACUCGGGGGAUUUCGACCCCUCCCCUCCCUCUGUCAAGCCAAACUGAUGGUGGUGGAAAGUGAUGGUAGUGUUGGAUGUGCAAAGGGGGAGUGGUGGUGGUGGGAAGUUGUGCUGGUGGUGAGGGGUGCUAGUGACCUGCUAUGACAUAGUGUGAUGUUGAUGGCAGUGCUAGCUGGAUAGCAAUAGGUUGGCUGCAGGAUGGAAGGCUAGUUUGAAGAAAGUCUUGUAAUUUUACUCGUGCAUAAUUUUCUUCACCUCGAAAUGUAUAUCAUCAAUCUUAUGGAAUGUUGCAUGAGCUGGUGGACUUGCUUGGACAGUGUACAGCGUGCUAAUUGCUGGGAUGCUGGACCGUUCCAACAUCAUGAAGUGGAUUGAGAUAUGGUUGUAUAUCUACACCUCCUGUCACGUGGUUUUUGUUGGGCUGAAAAAAGGCCUUAGGAUCUU